CCCGCGCGCGCCCGCCCCGACUGCGGCACCGGGCGCUGGGGUGGGCACCGGGCAGCGGCCGCAGCUCCCCCCGCCCGGACCCCCGGCCGGCCCCGGCCCCGGUCCCGGGCAGCAGCGCGAUGGGCGGGGAGGACGAGAUCGUGCGCAUCGCCAGGCGCCUGGACAAGAUGGUGGCCAAGAAGAACGCGGAAGGUGCAAUGGAUUUACUGAAAGAACUGAAGAGUAUGCCCAUGACUUUGGAUUUGCUGCAGUCCACCCGCAUUGGGAUGUCGGUAAAUGCACUGAGGAAGCAGAGCACAGAUGAAGAAGUGAUAUCGCUUGCCAAAUCCCUCAUCAAAUCUUGGAAGAAACUUCUAGAUGCUUCUGAAGAAAAAGGUGAGGAGAAAAAGAAAAGCCUGUCCUUGCCAACAUCUUCCUCCAAGGAGACUGGUAACUCAAGAGACCAGAGCUCCAACAAAAGGCAGGAGCCUCCGAAGACUCCGACCACCCCCAAAAUCACCACCUUCCCUCCGGCGCCCGUCACGUGCGACGCUGUCCGCAACAAAUGCAGAGAGAUGCUGACAGCAGCCCUGCAGGCUGAUGACGACUACAUCGCCAUCGGUGCUGACUGCGAGCACAUAGCAGCCCAGAUUGAAGAGUGCAUUUACCAAGAUGUCAAGAACACCGACAUGAAAUACAAGAACCGGGUGAGGAGCCGCAUCUCCAACCUGAAGGACUCCAAAAAUCCUGAGCUGAAAAAGAACGUGCUGUGUGGGGCCAUCACCCCCGAGCAGAUCGCGGUGAUGACCUCGGAGGAAAUGGCCAGCAAUGAGCUGAAAGAGAUCAGGAAAGCCAUGACAAAAGAAGCAAUCCGGGAACAUCAGAUGGCCAAGACAGGAGGGACGCAGACUGACCUCUUCACCUGUGGGAAAUGCAAGAAGAAGAACUGCACCUACACCCAGGUGCAGACCCGCAGCUCCGAUGAGCCCAUGACCACCUUCGUCGUGUGCAACGAGUGUGGGAAUCGCUGGAAGUUCUGCUGACAUGUGCCACGGCCCGAGGGCGGCAGCCGAGCGCGGCCCCGCGCGCAGCCUCCACGCGCCAGCUCCCACGGCAAUUGUGUUUUGUGUCCCAGUGAGUUUGCAUUGUCACGCGCUGAGAGAGCAGCAGCGGGGAGGCCUGGGGGGCCUCGCGGAGAGCCACAGCCCUGGCUGGGCUGGCAGGUUGGCAGGAGAGCUCACUAAACACGCCCAGUCGUUAUUUUUCUCAUCUAAGCGAGUACGGUCACUUCCUCUUCAAAACUAAUAUUAAACAUUUUUGUCAGUUUCUGACUUUUUAUUUCA
This is a messenger RNA of Empidonax traillii (willow flycatcher), 1322 nucleotides long. RefSeq names its product transcription elongation factor A2 (gene TCEA2). The coding region runs from base 120 to 1022 and encodes 300 amino acids. Lineage: Eukaryota; Metazoa; Chordata; Aves; Passeriformes; Tyrannidae. Gene Ontology annotation, molecular function: zinc ion binding; nucleic acid binding. Gene Ontology annotation, cellular component: nucleus. Gene Ontology annotation, biological process: DNA-templated transcription; transcription elongation by RNA polymerase II. The transcript has 10 exons. The record is from RefSeq and is a predicted model, not a curated record.